AUGUCAAACUACAACGCCUACCAUGGCGGAGGCCCUGGCCAGCCCCUUCAUCCGAACCAAGACCCUAGAUAUAUCGACCCGCGCGCCCAACAGACCCCUCCGACAUUUCAGCAAUCCCCCAGUCCUCAGCCCACGUACCAACAGUAUGGCGGACAAGUCAAUCCACAGCAAGUAUAUGCAAACUCCCAACAGCAGGCCUAUGCUGGUCAACUCCCUCCCCACCAAGAUGCCAUGAAUGGGCUUGCCGCACAAAUGGCGGGUGCCGAAAUCAGUUCCGCACCUGCACGCUCCCACAGAAAGAAAGAACGACAUGCAUAUCACGAUAUAGGCUCGGCCAAUGCCCCGGCACCCCAAGUGGAUAGUUCGCAGCCAGGCCAGACAGGCCAGCCAGGUGCGCCCGCUGGUGCGCAGUUCUUUGGCGCUGGCCAACAGAUACAACAGCAGGGUCCGCCUGGCCACACCAAUUUUGUCAACCCCUCAGACAAGUUGCGCAUGGGAGAAGAGUCUGUCGCAACACAAGGUCGCGUUGAUCCAGAGCAGAUUCCCAGUGUGGCGAGGGCAAGAGAUGCUGCUACUCUGCACUAUCAAACCAAUGUCUACCCGAGUAUGGAGCAGCAUCUACCUCCCCCCGGUGCCGUUCCCUUUGUGGGCCAUGAUCAGGGAAAUUCUACGCCUAAAUACGCUCGUUUGACCGUGAACAACAUUCCUUCGUCGCAAGAAGCUCUUGCAUCCACCGGUCUGCCUCUUGGUCUUGUCUUGCAACCCUUUGCACUCCCGCAGGAAGGAGAACAACCCAUUCCUGUCCUGGAUUUUGGCGAGGCAGGUCCUCCACGAUGUCGGAGAUGUAGGACAUAUGUCAACCCAUUCAUGACCUUCCGAUCCGGCGGCGGCAAGUUAGUAUGCAACAUGUGCAACUUCCCAAACGAUGUCGCCCCAGAGUACUUCGCUCCCACUGAUGUGUCCGGGGUCCGCGUGGAUCGCUUACAACGUCCUGAAUUGAUGCUGGGAACCGUCGAAUACUUGGUGCCGAAAGAGUACUGGGCAAAGGAGCCCGUACCUCUGCGAUGGUUGUUCUUAGUGGAUGUCACUCAAGAAGCCAUCAAUCGGGGACUUCUCCACUCAGUUUGUCAAGGUGUUCUGAAUGCUCUCUAUGGCCACGAAAGGGACGAGGACGAAAAUGAGGAGACAGUGGCCUCUGGUCUCCCCGCUGGAACCAAAAUCGGUAUCGUGACAUACGAUAAGGAGGUCCAGUUCUAUAAUCUCACAGCUGGAUUAGCAACGGCUCAAAUGAUGGUCAUGACAGACCUCGAAGACCCCUUUGUGCCCUUGGCUGAAGGACUUUUUGUUGAUCCUUAUGAAUCAAAAGAUGUCAUCACCUCGCUCCUCCAAUCCAUCCCCACUAUGUUUACCUUGGUUAAGAACCCCGAACCAGCGCUUUUGCCAACUCUCAAUGCCGCAUUGGCAGCACUGUCAGCCACCGGAGGUAAAAUCAUCUGCUCCUUAUCUACACUUCCGACCUGGGGUCCUGGAAGAUUGCAUCUACGUGAUGACGGGAAAGGCCGAGAUACUGAUCACGAGAAGAAGCUCUUCACCACUGAGCAUCCUCUCUGGAAGAAAACUGCCAGUGCCAUGGUCACUGCUGGCAUUGGUGUUGAUUUCUUCCUCGCUGCUGCUGGAGGUGGAUAUAUGGACGUCGCAACAAUCGGCCAUAUGUCUCGUCUGACAGGUGGCGAAAUGUUCUUCUACCCCAAUUUCGUUGCGCCGAGGGACUCUUUGAAACUCGAAACUGAAAUCAAACAUUCGCUACAUCGAGAAACAGGAUAUCAGGCAUUGAUGAAAGUGAGGUGUUCGAACGGACUUCAAGUUUCUUCGUAUUACGGCUCAUUUCUUCAAAAUUCGUUCGGAGCAGAUCUCGAAUUCGGCACAAUUGAUGCAGACAAAGCCAUUGGCGUCACGUUUUCUUAUGAUGGCAAGCUAGAUGCCAAACUGGAUGCGCACUUCCAAGCCGCUCUGCUGUAUACCUCCGCAACCGGUCAAAGACGAGUGCGUUGCAUCAACGUUGUUGCUGGGGUCAAUGAAGGUGCUACUGAGACCAUGCGAACUGUUGACCAAGACGCGGUUGUCAACAUACUCGCAAAGGAAGCGUCUUUCAGAAUAUCAGAGAAGUCCCUAAAGGAUCUACGAGCAGCAAUCACUGAGAAGACGAUUGAUGUUCUGUCUGGUUAUCGUAAGAACUUUUCGGGCUCCCAUCCUCCGGGCCAACUUGUUUUGCCCGAACAUCUAAAAGAGUUCGCGAUGUAUACUCUCGGUUUGAUCAAGAGCCGGGCUUUCAAAGGCGGUGUCGAACCUACUGAUCGCCGUGUACACUCCGCACGCUUCCUGCGCUCCGCUGGUGUUACGGAGAGCGCUCUCUAUCUAUACCCACGAAUCUACGCCCUUCAUAACUUUCAGCCAGAAGACUGCUUCGCCAAUGCAGAAACGUUCCAACUCGUUGUUCCACCAACAUUGCGAGCCUCUUUUGCACGUGUCGAAGAAGGAGGGGUGUAUCUGAUUGACAAUGGUCAAAUUAUGCUGAUCUGGCUACAUUCGCAAACCUCGCCAAAUCUUCUGGAAGAUCUCUUCGGAGAAGGCAAACAAUCGCUGCAAGACCUUGAUCCCAUGCUGAACGACCUUCCGGUCCUCGAGACCCACCUGAAUGCUCAGGUUCGAAAUCUUAUAGCAUACCUCUCGACAGUCCGCGGCUCCAAAGCUGCAACAUUCACACUGGCGAGGCAAGGUCUGGAUGGUAGUGAAUUUGAAUAUGCACGUAUGUUAGUGGAAGACCGGAACAACGAAGCCCAGAGUUACGUUGAUUGGCUGGUGCAUGUCCACCGUGCCAUCCAGAUGGAGUUGAGCGGGCAGCGCAAGAAAGAGGAAACAGGCGACCACGAGGGCAUCCUCAACUCCUUGACGGGGCUGAAGGCGCCGUAUUGGACGUAG
Molecule: messenger RNA, 2979 nt
Organism: Exophiala aquamarina CBS 119918
Lineage: Eukaryota; Fungi; Ascomycota; Eurotiomycetes; Chaetothyriales; Herpotrichiellaceae
Exons: 2
Coding region: 1-2979 (992 amino acids)
Biological process (GO): endoplasmic reticulum to Golgi vesicle-mediated transport; intracellular protein transport; COPII-coated vesicle cargo loading
Cellular component (GO): COPII vesicle coat; endoplasmic reticulum exit site
Molecular function (GO): zinc ion binding; SNARE binding
Source: RefSeq, a predicted model, not a curated record